AUGCCGACCUACGAGAAGAGCGAGGACUGGCUCCUCCAGUCGUCCCUCCUGCUCGAAGCCCGACCAUCCACAACUCGCAUAACAACCCGCUACUCCCUCCGCCCAGCCCGCCGCCUCGCCUCCAAGAAGAAGGCCGCCGAAGCAGCAGCAGCAGCAGCAGCAUCAUCAUCAUCACCCCCGCCCGACACCACCACCACCACCGCCGCCGCCGCCCAGACCAAACCCCCACGCGGCGAGCUAGUCCUCAAGACCUACGACCCCGUCUCUGGCGCGACGCUCAAGUACCGCACCAGCAAGGCGGCCGAGGUGUCGCGGCUGGUGCAGAUGCUGGGCGGGCUGGGGAGGCGCAUGGCCGCUGUGGCGCCGGGGCCCGGGGAGGAUGCCGGGGCCGGGGCCGGGCUGCUCUCGGUGGACGAGCCCAUGCCUGACGCGGGAAGCGGGGCCCAGACACCUGUUGUCGCGGGGGCGGCGGGGGCGAGUGGUCAGCAGCAGCAGCAGCAGCAGCAGGGAGGUGGCGGUGGGGCCAAGGGGAAGAAGAAGAAGGGGAAGAGGUGAGGUAGGGAUGGGGUUCGUGGUUGUUGUCGCUGUCGUUGUUGGGAGACGUGAUGGGCUUUUCCCCAGGGGAACGUGCAGAUUGGCAAGUCCCUUCGCAGCUUAACAGGCGUCCGAUAGGAAGCAUAGAAGGGCGAAUCACGCAGAGCAACAAGACACAAGCCUCAGUUGAAUGUUUUGAUCUGAUUCCUUAAUUCCAAGAAUCUACUAGUACAUGCCUCCAUCCAUGGUCGUUUUCCAUCAUCCAUCAAUAGCCGGGGUAACAUGAGGUCCUGAACGCCGAUA
Phialemonium atrogriseum is the source of this 837-nucleotide messenger RNA. RefSeq names its product signal recognition particle 9 kDa protein-domain-containing protein. Gene Ontology annotation, cellular component: signal recognition particle, endoplasmic reticulum targeting. Lineage: Eukaryota; Fungi; Ascomycota; Sordariomycetes; Cephalothecales; Cephalothecaceae. The record is from RefSeq and is a predicted model, not a curated record. The transcript has 2 exons. Bases 1 to 555 code for a protein of 184 amino acids. Gene Ontology annotation, biological process: SRP-dependent cotranslational protein targeting to membrane.